GGUGUGUAUAGCUGUGAGAGCUGGCGCUUGCCUGUCAGAUGAGCGUGUGUGGAGGCCGACCUGUGGCCAGUGAUACAGGACGGGACUGUUGGAGGGCAAAGUUUAUAGAGCAGCCUGAACAUCCAGCUCUUAUCUCCCCCAGAGGACACACAGACAGACAGGCUGCGGAGAGACGCUGGAUCGGUGUGUGGGACACAGCAGCAUGUAGCCAGGACUGAAGACAUCUGCUUGAUCUCUCUCCGCCGUGGCCCUCUGUCUGCUCCGCACUGAUCCGAGCCCCGGUGACCCGCUGGAGCCAUGGGUGGGAGUCUGGGCUGCCACCGCUCCAUCCCCAGGGACCCCACAGACUUCAGCUGCGGUAAGCGCAAAUUCAGCGCCGCCUGUAACUUCGGCCACAUCCUGGUGAACCAGGAGCGGCUAAACAUCAACACAGCCACCGAGGAGGAACUCAUGACUCUACCGGGAGUCAACCGCACCGUUGCGCAGAAUAUUGUGGAGUACCGGGACUGUAUCGGUGGGUUUAAAAAGGUGGAGGACCUGGCUCUGGUGAGCGGGAUCGGGGCAACCAAACUGGAGGUGAUCAAACUGGAAAUAUGCGUCUCUAGCAGGACCAGUUCCUCCCAGCACUCCCCGUCCUCCCUGCGCAAAGACCUGGAGUCGUGCACCGGGAUGAACAUUAACACCGCCACACCGGCGCAGCUCAUGAGCAUCCGAGGCAUCACGGAGAAGAUCGCCAAGAAUAUCGUAGCCUACCGGGCGGAGCACGGCCCGUUCAAGAGCAUCGAGGACCUGGUGAGGGUCAACUACAUCAACAGCUCCCUGCUGGACAAAAUCCGCUUCCAGGUGUUCGUGGAGCGCUCCAGGGCGCCGUCCACCAACACCAACGGAGGGCUGACCUGCACAACCAAGUCACACCCCAGCCCGACCUCUUUCAGUCUCAGGAGCGACGACUUGGACCUCCCGCCCGGAGGACCGACCCAGAUCAUCUCCGUGAGGCCCAACGUGGAGCCCCCGCCCGGCUUGCGGGACGGGAAGCCCGUGGUGCGUCUGGCCACCUGGAGCCUGCAGGGCUGCUCCUGCGACAAGGCCAACAACCCGGGGGUCAAGGAGGUGGUCUGCAUGACCCUGCUGGAGAAUGAUGUCAAGUUACUGGCGGUGCAGGACCUGCUGGAGCGGGAGGCUCUCGAUAAGUUCUGUGCGGAGUUAAACCAAGGAACGCUUGCCAGCGUACGGAAGUGGAAAUGGCCACGGGGUCUUUGGAAAAGUGUUGUGUCUGAAAAACCCACUGGACACUCCAGCAAGGGAGUGAGCUACUCUGGCUUUCUGUGGGACGCCUCGUCUGGUAUUGACCUGAAGGAUGCUGCAGUCCUGGAGUCUCCUGUUGUCAAUGGCAACGGACAUCAUACCCACCCUCGACUCUAUCUGGCCCACUUUUCUGUUGGUGCAUAUGAGUUGACUGUGGUGAACGUUCACAUGCAAGCCACGGCUACAUCGGGAGAGUCCAAUGGCAAGAACCACAACACAGAUGAAGCCAGGUGUCCGCACCUUUCCCCUAGCAUCCAGGAAACACUCAAAGGUGAGAAGGAGCUGGUGGUACUGGGAGAUUUUGGCUCCCCUCCUCAGAGCUCAGAGCUGGACAUACUGAGAAAAGAGAAGCUCUUUGCCCUGGUACCGUCCUCCCUGUUCACCAACAUCAGCACCCGCUCACCACAGGGCACCCGCUGUCUGGACAACAUCUGGCUGAGCCGCUCCCUCAAGAAGCUCUAUUCUGGCCACUGCUCGGUAGUGCGAGAGGGCUUGACCAACCCCUGGAUCCCAGACAACUGGUCAUGGGGCGGUGUGGCGUCAGAUCACUGCCCUGUGGUGGCUGAGUUUUAUGCAGAUGUACCCCAAAAGGAACUGAACCGGCCUGGUAUGGCAGUGGUGGACAGAGGAGACAUUAUGCCCAAACAUGAGCGGUGACAACAUCCACAGUCACAUUAAAGACAGCAGUGGAUGACAUCAGACUUUGUCCUGCCCGGAUCCUGCUUUUUCUCGGUUAGCAGUGGAGCAAAAAGUUUCCUGAUGAAUGUGAAUAAGUGCCAAGAUUGCCUUUUGGGUUUCAAUUUAUCAAUGUAUUAUAAAUAAUAACUGGUCAUAGAGCCAUAAAAUGUUCUGAUAAUAUAUAUAUAAUGUACUUUGAAAAGAAAUGUGCCAAACAUUUUCUAUAUGUGUAUAAAA
Plectropomus leopardus (leopard coralgrouper) is the source of this 2220-nucleotide messenger RNA. RefSeq names its product endonuclease/exonuclease/phosphatase family domain containing 1 (gene eepd1). Lineage: Eukaryota; Metazoa; Chordata; Actinopteri; Perciformes; Serranidae. Gene Ontology annotation, cellular component: plasma membrane. The record is from RefSeq and is a predicted model, not a curated record. Gene Ontology annotation, biological process: DNA repair. Gene Ontology annotation, molecular function: DNA binding.